AUGUGGAUUUUCUCAAAUAAAUCCUCGAAUGGCACACCAUCUACCUCCACUCUUGGUUCCGUUCUGGGCUCCCACGGGUCUGACGAUCCACUCUCCUCCUACAACCUCCUCCCGCCCCCGGCUGAGGAGCUCCUUCCUGGUCCCUUUGAUAUCCACUGGGUACGCCAGUCUGCUGCCUCCCAGCGCAAACCCACCUAUAGAGUCACUGUCUUUUCUUGCCUUCGUCUCCUCUCCUCCGAUUCCUCUGGUCCUACUGCUGUCCUCUCCCAGAUUGUGAAGAGGAUGAAGACCUUACGUCACCCCAACAUACUCACUUGGGUAGCAGGGACCGAGCAGCUCAAAAUCCCCUUUCACAUCAUUACGGAGGAAGUCCACCCUCUGUUGGAAUAUAUCCGUGAACAAGCCGACAGUAGUAACAAUUUCGCCUUCCUUGCUUCGUGGGGUAUUUAUCAGGUGACUCGGGCCCUGGGCUUCCUUAACGAUGACUGCCACCUCUCCCAUAACGCUGUUUGUGCAGCUGCUGUCUACGUCAAUCGUUCUAGUGAGUGGAAAUUGGGAAGGCUAGACUAUGUCGCUCCACUGAGUGAAGCUGAUGAGCAGAGGUUAAACAUCUCUCGACCGGCUGUCUAUUGUGCUCCCAAAGGUCACUGCAUUGAUGCGUGGGGACUAGCCUGCCUUAUCUGGGAAAUUUUCAAUCCCGAGCCCUUGACUGAACCCAGUCAAUUGAGUGCAAAGGUGAGUCUGGAGCGCCUGCCGCGGCCUCUGGUGGCACCUUAUCGGCGCCUUUUGGCAUCGAAAACCCCCUUGGUUGUCUCGAGUGCUCGCUCGCCGUUCAAAGCCUUUCUGAAGGUGGGCUUCUUUCGUAACGACUAUAUCGACACACUCCUCUUUCUAGAGGAGAUCCAGUUGAAAGACAAGGAGGAGAAGGCGCGGUUUUUGGAAAAACUGGGGAAGAGAGCUGUGGGACUGUUUCCAGACGACAUUUGCCGCUACAAGAUCCUGCCUCAUCUGGUUAAUAGUCUCAAAUUCGGUUCCACAGGCGUAGAAGCGCUAGUUCCUGUGCUGGAGUUGGCUCACCUUCUGCCGUCUGAGGACUUUGAGGUGGUGGUAGUACCGGGUCUGGUACGCCUUUUCGCCGCACCUGAUCGCGCUACUCGUGUUCGCUUACUCGAUCAGUUACCGCGUUUUGUGGACAAGCUGCCACGGGCUCUAGUGGAAACUCAGAUCUUUGGUCCCGUCUCUGCGGGCUUCACCGACGCCAACCCCCUUGUGCGGGAGGCUACAAUACGCGCCAUGGUGCAUCUAGCGCCCUCCCUCCCAUCAAGAAUACUUAAUGAUGUUCUAGUGAGGCAUCUGACUACGCUAGAGUUUAAGGAUGAUCAAGGAGGCAUCCGCACUAACGCAACGAUAUGCCUUGCCAAAUUGGCAAGCCGUCUAGACCCAGGAGUACGUCGCGGUCCUCUUCUGAAUGCCCUUCUUCGUGCCACCCGUGACCCCUUUCCACCCAGCCGCCAGGCUGCUGUUACGGGUCUAGCCGCUUGUCAAGCCUUCUUCUCAGCUCAGGAGUUGGCUGGAAAGGUAAUCCCCUGCCUCUCUUUCGUGGCCGUAGAUACGGAGAAGGACAUAAGGGAUACGGCUCUCAAGGCGCUACGUGGAAUGGUUGAACGUUUGGAGAAGGCCAGUGAAGAUCCUUCCGUGGGGGAUGCGGACACCUCAGUACUCGGUGGUCAGACGGCCUCGUCGGGGGCUGCUGCAGUCGCAGCAGCAGGUGGAAAACUCACUGCUGCCGGCGCUACUAUUGGUAAUUGGGCUCUCACCGCACUAUCCUCCAUCUCCUCCCGCCUCAUCUCCUCCUCCUCUACCGCCUUCGCUACCGCCACACAACAUGCAGCUCACGCUGUUUCAGACGAUCCACUGCCUAGUUCGGCAUUGACUAACGGAAGUCAGGUUGAACCCGAAGGGAAACAAGGGUCAAAUUCCACUUCUUCAUCAACAUCAACAGCAGGAGCGGAUGCGGCAACCAUUAAAAAACCAAACUUUUCACUCAAUGUGACGGAGUGGGAGGAAGGAGAGGAAGGCGUUGCUAAAGGGGAGCAAAAAGAACUAACGAAAUUCGGCUGGGCUGAUCUCGAUGAUGAGGAUGUGGAUGAAGACGAUGCUGAGGGUUGGAGCAGCAACAAAGACAGUGAGGUCAAUUUAUCCUCUCUCUCCGCCAUUUCAAAGACAGCAUCACCUGCAGCUGUACUGAAAAACUCGCAACCUGAUGAUCUACUUAUCGAUUGGAACGAGCCGGUUCAACUCCAACAGUCUCACCAUUUGUCAACACGGACCAAUAAAACGUUUUCUUCUACUCGACAGCCGAACAUUUCACCACCGACGAUGGCGAAGCGAGACUGGCAAUGGGACGAAUAUGAGGCGACAAACUGGAAUGCUAGCACUAUCACCUCUUCUGCUCCUCCACUGCGACCACAGAAUGUGAAAGCAUCGUCACUCAGUCCUCCACCAACAGUGUCACCAGCGUCAUUGUGUGCAUCAAAGACGUCGAGUGGAGGCGCCACUACCAGCGCAUGGGAGCGAGCAAAGCCCAAAGUGGCAGAAGAGGAUUUCUUUCAAGAGUUACUCGGGUCUGAGAGCACAUCUGUCUUUGGAAAUUCGAGAGCUUCAUCCAUCGCCUCCCGUCAUCACUCUCCUGCUCUGCGGCAGCCUAAAAAACCAGUGACUGUGCAAAAGCCAGCAGAAGCGAAAGAGACAGUUGAAGAUGAUGGAUGGGGGUCUUGGUAA
This is a messenger RNA of Hydatigera taeniaeformis, 2781 nucleotides long. The record is from the annotation of a GenBank genome assembly. Lineage: Eukaryota; Metazoa; Platyhelminthes; Cestoda; Cyclophyllidea; Taeniidae.